AUGGCCACUGAUGGGCAAGAUCCGCAUGAAGAGAGCAUAAAGGUUUGCUGCAGGUUCCGGCCGCAAAAUCAAUUGGAGAAGGAGAAAGAGCAAAGCGGCCGGAUUUGUGUCACCGUCAAUGGAGAUGGGACUUCCGUGUACGUGCCGUCGAUUGACAACAGCUUUGUUUUCGACAGGGUCUUCGGUGUGGAUGCGACGCAGAAGGAGGUGUAUGACUAUGCUGCCAAGCCCAUCAUCAACGGUGUGCUUCGCGGCUUUAAUGGCACAGUGUUCGCAUAUGGUCAAACAGCAUCGGGAAAGACCCACACCAUGGAGGGACCAGACAUUGAAGAUGAAGUCCAGAUGGGUGUUAUUCCCAGGAUGGUAUGGUCAAUAUUUGACGGCAUUGACCAUGCUGCAGACUACAUCGAGUUCUUGGUGAAAGUCUCCAUCGUUGAGAUUUACAACGAACGCAUUCGGGAUUUGCUGGACCCGAAGAAAGACAACUUAAAAAUCCACGAGGACAAGGCUCGGGGUGUCUUCAUCGGUGAAGUCACCGAGACAUAUGUUGGGUCUGAGCAAGAGAUUUUUGACAUCAUGAAAACUGGCAAGUACAACCGCGCUGUGGCGGCGACCAACCUCAAUGAACAUUCAUCCAGGUCACACCUAAUCUUCAUGCUUACCAUCGAGCAGACCAACUUGCACGAUCGCUCCGUCAAGGUGGGCAAGCUGCAUUUGGUGGAUCUUGCUGGCAGCGAGAAGGUGGCCAAGACUGGAGCCUCCGGCGAACGCUUGGAUGAGGCCAAGAAUAUCAACCGGUCGCUUUCGGCUCUGGGCAACGUGAUCAAUGCUCUCACAGACCGCAAGUCUAAUCACGUUCCUUACCGUGACUCCAAGCUCUCCAGAGUCCUGCAAGAGUCGUUGGGUGGGAACGCCAAGACAUCUUUGAUCAUUACUUGCUCUCCUUCUUAUUUCAACGAGCAGGAGACUGUGAGCACACUACGCUUCGGUCAGCGGGCCAAGAUGAUCAAGAAUGUAGUGAAGGUCAACCAUGAGCGGUCUGUGGAGGAGCUGAAGCUUCUCCUCGAGCGAAGAGACCAGGCAGUGUCAGAGCUGCGUGGUCGGGUUUCCAUGCUGGAGCAGCUGCUACGCUCGAAUGGGAUCACUGUGCCAGAGGACAAAAGCUCGGCAGUGUUCCUGCCAGCUGGGGCCGUGCCGACUCCGGUUGAUGAAGCACAAAAUGCUGAGCUGGAGGAACAGCUUCAGGAACUCAGGGGAAAGCUCAAGACGACCUCGGAGCAGCUCUGUGAGGCCAACAGGGAGAAGGAGGAGGUUCAAUCGCAGUUACGUGUGGCAGAAGAUGAAAAGCAUCGGCUAACGAUGCAGGCAAUGGACGCGCAAAACGACCGCGAAAGCAUCGAGUACGAGAGAAACGAACAGGUCUCCGAGCUGGAAAAGCUCCGAAAUGAAAAAGUGCGGUUGGCACAAGAACUGGAGGAGCUGACAAAGAGCCAUCAGAAUCUCAUCCAGUCUGCGGCAAGUGCACCAACCGGCAAAGGGCCUGGCUGCCGUGCUUCGUCGGCUGAGGACAACGAUGCGGAAAGGCCGUUGUUGAAAUGGAAGGUUUCUCGUCUGGAUCAAAAUCUGGAGCAGCUUACGGUGAUGUACCACAAGCUGGUUGCUCAAAACAGCGGUUUGAAGGUCGAAAGUGCGGAGAGUGACAAGAAAAUCGAGCGGAAGGACCAGCGAAUUCAGCAGCUGGAAAGAAAUCUGCGCGAGGCAAAGCAGAAGUAUGAGAAGUUGUUGACACAAUGCGCGAACCUGACUGCAAUGAUAGAUGUGAGGGGGCGCAAAAACUGCACAUGCGGUGCAAGUGGCAACAGCUCGCAGGUCCGCCGUGCCAUCAAACAACCAUUGCGAGGUGGUGUCGCAUCGACUCGCAGUGAAAACAGUUCGGGACUUGGUACUGCCGAACCACUGGGGACGCCACAAGCUGUGUCACCUAGCCCGCCUUCCGAGCAAGCAUCCACGCCAACAUCCUCGCCCGUGUCGCUGCGAGGGGGGAUCAAGUCUCGUGAGGGAGUGCGCUCAAGCAAGACGCUCCUCGACAGGGCCAGCUGA
Symbiodinium natans is the source of this 2100-nucleotide messenger RNA. The record is from the annotation of a GenBank genome assembly. NCBI's taxonomy places the organism in Eukaryota, Dinophyceae, Suessiales, Symbiodiniaceae.